This is a messenger RNA of Branchiostoma belcheri (Belcher's lancelet), 1826 nucleotides long. RefSeq lists its product as uncharacterized. Gene Ontology annotation, cellular component: germinal vesicle; male pronucleus; female pronucleus. Bases 213 to 983 code for a protein of 256 amino acids. The record is from RefSeq and is a predicted model, not a curated record. Gene Ontology annotation, biological process: epigenetic programing of male pronucleus. NCBI's taxonomy places the organism in Eukaryota, Metazoa, Chordata, Leptocardii, Amphioxiformes, Branchiostomatidae. Gene Ontology annotation, molecular function: histone binding; chromatin binding. The transcript is spliced from 7 exons.
GUAUCACAUAGCAGUUAGACGCCAAUGUUUUGGAGAACACAAUCACAUGUAGCAUUCAUCUGGUCUUCAUUCGAACUGAACGGUCCUUGCCAGCAAAAGAAAAUUCCUUCAAGUGAACCGCGGUGUUUCAAGAAACUUGAAAAGGGACGAUGUUUUGUUAAGAUGCAGCCGUGUUGUUCAGAACAGUUAAGGAAAACAGCGAGAGAAGACAGAUGUCGGCGCGCACGGCUUCAGCCCCGUCUACUACCCAGGACAGCAGUCUGGAGCAGGUGACCAUGGCCAGCGCCGCGGCUCCUGUAAAAAAGAGAAAGAAGAGCGAAAACAUGAUGUGGGAAGGGCCGAGGUCUGGCCGGGAAUGGUGGCGUUCCUGGUUGAAGGAAACACCAGUACCUGGGACAUACGAAACUCGGGACUUUCUGGAGGACCAGGAGCUGAACCCUGUGCCCAUCACCUACAACUUCAAGAACGAGGGGCGGAAAAAAGACGCUGACGUGUUGAGACGGGGAGACGUCCUUCUCCCCGGGGCCUACAAUCUUAAAGACUUUCUGUACCCCAUGCAGAAAUCCCUGUACACUUAUUCCUUCAAGAACUCCAACAGAGACAACAACAGGGUGCUCAUAGGGGUCAGGGAUAAGGACCACAGAGUCGCUCCUUGGGAGUACGAGACGAGAUUCCCUCCUGUCCAGAAGUCUGGGUCAAAACACUCGAUGUUCCGGUCCAGUAGUCAGAGGGUUCCCAAGUAUUUCGUCCCGAAAGACGGUCCGGGUCCAGGCGAGUACGAGUACCAGGCGCCCGCCACUGCCAGGACGGUCACCUCCAGUUUCCGCUCCAGAACACCGCGAUUCCCUACCUCACAUACCAAGGUACCUGGCCCUGGAUCGUACGAGUCGACCUACCAGUACCCGAAACAGCCCCGAACUGUGGCGAAGAUGGGACGUCACCACGGGCUCUUCUUCACUAAUAGUUUUGACGUCGUAGUCUAAAUACAUUUUGUACUAGUAAUCCGGCAGCUAAGGGAUGGUUACCAAACGGUAAUACUUAUAUUACCGGAAAUGUAUGCCCAAGAAUUCUAAAGUUGUGCCGGAAUAACUCUCUCGUAUGCGUGAAUUUAUACACCUGUACGAGAUGAACGUCCUUGCUGAUAGCCUUAAGACCUACAGAUACUGUAAGGAAACAUCGACUAAUAUCAUUUUACCAUAACCUAAAUACGCUCAAUGUCAAUUUAGUGUAAGGAACAAAGGAAAGGGUCAAACAUAUAAGUUAAGUAUCACUUUUAAGACUUGUAGUAAGAGAAAUACAUGCAAUUACUUAAGGGGGACUUCAGCCUGCCGCCAACAUUCAUAGAUUUGUCGGUAGUUCCAGAAGUUAGAAACUCUUCGAAACCGUGUUGAUUGCUGACUUUUAGGUCCAUAUUUUGAGGUCUUCUUAAAGAAGGCCAUUCCAUUUAAGAUGUCAGGGAAGGUGCUGACAAGACGUUCUGGGAAUGUAAGGAGCAUGAUGUUGGAAGAAUAUAACUCCUUUCUACCCCUUCCACAUAUCUUACCAUGAACUGAUUUUAAGCCAUUUCCAAACCUGCAUUUUGGCUGCUAAACUACACGUUUUUUGUACAUUAUCAUUUUAUUUGUGAAAGAAAAUGGAUUUAAUUUUCUUUGCCGUGAAUGCUGCUAGUUGUUUUGUUGCUGUGUGUUAUAUAGGAACCAUAUGCACACACAAGUCUCUACAAUGAUAGUAUUAUUGUGAACCUUAUUUUAUGAUAAGUUCAUGUUUUUUCUACACCAUAGAUAUUUCUCUACAUAGAUUUGUAAUAAAAUUAUCAAUAGAGUGAA